This is a messenger RNA of Poecile atricapillus (Black-capped chickadee), 4480 nucleotides long. Its product is annotated as protein O-GlcNAcase-like. The transcript has 17 exons. Gene Ontology annotation, biological process: glycoprotein metabolic process. The record is from RefSeq and is a predicted model, not a curated record. Gene Ontology annotation, molecular function: beta-N-acetylglucosaminidase activity. Lineage: Eukaryota; Metazoa; Chordata; Aves; Passeriformes; Paridae. The coding region runs from base 367 to 3906 and encodes 1179 amino acids.
CCCUCCCGCGAGCACUCCAUCCCCCGGCAAACAUUCCAGCUCUCUGCGCAUCCUUCCAUCCCCUCCCGCGAGCACUCCAUCCCCCGGCAAACAUUCCGGCCCUCUGCGCAUCCUUCCAUCCCCUCCCGCAAACGCUUCAUCCCUCCCUGCGCGCCUUCCAUCCCCCCGCGCACCCUCCACCUCUGCGCGCCCCCCAUCCUUCCGCGCACUCCUUCAGCCCCCGCUCCCCCUCCAUCCCCCCGCGCACUCCUCCGUCCCUCCGAGCAUCUCUCCACGCAUUUCUCCGUCCCUUCGCGCAUCUCUCCGUGUCCCCCCCCGCGCACCCUGCGCCUGCCCCCGCGCCGGCAGGGCCGCUCCUGCGCGGGGAUGGAGGAGCGGCCGCGCUUCCUCUGCGGCGUGGUGGAAGGUUUCUAUGGGAGACCAUGGUCAAUGGAUCAGAGGAAACUUCUCUUUCAAUGGCUGCAAUGCCGGGGGCUGAACUGCUACAUGUACGCGCCCAAGGAUGAGCUGAAGCACCGGCUGCUCUGGAGAGAGCCCUACACAGAGCAUGAGGCAGCCCGCAUGCGGUCUCUCAUCGAAGCUGCCCACGAGCAGGGUGUGGAGUUUAUUUUUGCCAUUUCUGCUGGCCAGGACAUGGUGUUUUCCAGCUCUGGGGAUCGGCUCCUGCUGCAGCAAAAACUCAGGCAGGUGGCUGCCAUGGGGUGCCGCUCCUUCGCGCUGCUCUUUGACGACAUCGACCCCUGCAUGUGCCAAGCUGACAGAGAUGUCUUCCCCUCCCUGGCACAGGCUCAGGCCUCUGUGGCCAACGAGGUGUACCAGGAGCUGGGCCAGCCCUCCGUCUUCCUCUUCUGCCCUACAGAAUAUUGCAGCUCGCUCUGCUCUCCCAGCCCCAGCCAGUCCUGCUACCUGCAGACCAUCGGCCAGGAGCUGCUCCCAGGGAUCGGUGUCAUCUGGACAGGCCCGAAGGUGGUGUCACAGGAGCUCUCAGCAGUGCUGCUGGAGGAGGUGGAGGCUGUCCUGAAGCGUCCCCCCGUCAUCUGGGACAACCUCUACGCCAAUGAUUAUGACUGCAGACGUGUCUUCCUGGGCCCCUACAUGGGCCGUGCUCCUGGCCUCAUGUCCAGGCUCCACGGGCUGCUCCUCAACCCCAACUGUGAGCUCCAGGCCAACUUCAUCCCCAUCCACACACUGGGCACUUGGUUUCAGAGUGAGCUGGGGAGCUGUGCCCACCCUGACCCUGCAGGAACAGAGGUGGUGGCAGCCUUGGGGGACAACCAAGAUGCUCAGGAUGGAAGCUACAGCCCCCAGGAAGCCUUGGAACUGGCGCUGCGUGACUGGGUGGCUGAGAUAAACCAGCAGGCCUUGGAGCCAGGAGGAAGGACCCCAGGACACCCCAGUGUCAGCCUCAAGGGAGGACCAAGGCUGCAGCCUGGCACGGUGGGAGGACAGGAGGUCACUCCCCACCCUCAGCCCCACAGCUCUGCUCCUGCUGGGGCAGAUCAGCACAGCCCUGAGCCCUGCCGAGUGGCACCAGGGGAGGGGUGCAGGGAGGUGACCUCGGAGCCUGAGAAGGACAGUGGGAACAGGACACCCCCUGGCCAUCAGCAGAGCCCUACAAGGGCUGGGGAACAGCUGACCACAGGGAGCACGGAGAGCUCUGAGCCCUCCUCUGCUCUGCCCAGUGUGGCUGGGAGUGCCCAGUCCGAGGGAAUCCCAGCGGCCACCAAGAGCCUCCCCAGCCCCACCACGAGCUCCAGCAAUGGGAACAACACCAGUCAGAACAUUUCCUUGCCCACCAGUGAUGCCAGGACAGGGAAUGGCAGCCCUGUCCAGUCUCCCAGCAGCACCCAGCCUGAGGCCAUGGGGACUGAUGUGCCCCAGAUACCCCCAGGAACUGGGACUGGUGCCAGCCCUGGUGCCCCAGCCCCACUGACUGAUGAGGCUGGUGCCAGCCCUGGUCCCAUGGCACCAGUGACCCCCAAGGAGGCCACAACCAGCCCCACAGCACAGGUGACCCCAGAGGAGCCCAGGACCAGCCCCAUGGCACCAGUGACCCCAGAGGAGGCUGGGUCUGGCCCCGUGACCCCCAAGGAGGUCAGGACCAGCCCCAUGGCACCAGUGACCCCAGAGGAGGCUGGGUCUCAACCCAUGACCCCCAAAGAUGCCACGACAAGCCCCACAGCACAGGUGACCCCAGAGGAGGUCAGGACCAGCCCCAUGGCAGCAGUGACCCCAGAAGAGGCUGGGUCUGGCACCAUGACCCCCAAAGAUGCAAGGGCCAGCCCCACAGCACAGAUGAUCCCAGAGGAGGCCAGGACCAGCCCCACAGCACCAGUGACCCCAGAGGAGCCCACGACCAGCCCCAUGGUACCAGUGACCCCAGAGGAGGCUGGGUCUGGCCCCGUGACCCCCAAGGAGGUCAGGACCAGCCCCAUGGCACCAGUGACCCCAGAGGAGGCUGGGUCUGGCCCCAUGACCUCCAAGGAGGCCAGGACCAGCCCCAUGGCACCAGUGACCCCAGAGGAGGCUGGGUCUGGCCCCAUGACCUCCAAGGAGGCCAGGACCAGCCCCACAGCACAGGUGACCCCAGAGGAGGCCAGGACCAGCCUCAUGGCACCAGUGACCUCAGAGGAGGCUGGGUCUGGCCCUAUGGCACUGAUGACCCCAAAGGAGGCCAGGACCAGCCCCACAGCACCACUGACCCCAGAGGAGGCCGUGUCCAGCCCUACAGCACCACUGACCCUGGAGGAGGUGCGGAUGCUGGUGGAGCUCUUCUACCUGCCCUACCACCACGGGGCUCUGGCACAGGAGCUCCUGGAGCACUUUCGGUGGCUGCGGGCUAACAGCCUCAGCGUGGGGGUCCCGGCCACGGCACCUGAUGCCUGCGGGGGCACGCGGUGGCGAGGCCGGGCUCAGUCCUUCCAGCUGCUCUGCGCGAGGACGUGCCGCCUGCACAGCCGCUUCGUCAGCACCGCCAGCCGGGCGCUGCUCUAUGACCUGCACCCCUACCUCUGGGACAUCCGCAACAUGCUGCUGGCCGCCAGUGCCUUCAUCCUCUGGCUGGAUGGUCACCUCCUCUGCGACCCUGACCCCAAGGGCACCUGGGGGAACUGCUUUGGCUGGUGCCAGAGUAUCACUGCCCCCAUCCUGCUGGGGAGGGACGCCGAGCCCUGGGCGCGUCGCGGGGGUCUCUUUGGAGAGCUGCAGGCACUGCUGCCCGUGGGGAACAGCUGCGACCUCUUUUACCAUCCACCCCCCCUCUUCCCAUCCAGCCAGCUGUACCUGCUGCGCCCGCUGCUGCCCCUGGACAAGGGAGAGCUUUACCGCAUGUGCCGGGAGAGUUUGGACUGUGAUCCUAAAGUGGCAGAGAUCCUCGUGGCCCACCCGGAUCUCCUCGGUGACAGGCUCCUGGGCAGCUUCCUCAGCCUGAGCCCCGAGUACACCUUUGUGCUGGAGGAUGAGGGUGGCCCCUGUGGCUACGCCGCCGGAGCGCUCCACGCCGAAGGCUUCCUGCAGCAGCGGGACAGCAGCUGGCUGCCAGCCAUACGGCACAAGUACCCCCCAGACCUGGGCACAGGGAACCCAGCUCUGGGACAGGAUGCCCUGGAGGAAGCAGUGCUCUUCUUCCACGCAGAGCCACUGGCAGUGCCCCAGCCUGUGCUGAGGCGCUUCCCCUCCCUGGUGCAGCUGGGCACGGCCCCCCGUGUGCUGGACGUGGGGGCCAGUCGCAGCCUGGCCCUCUGCCUGCUGAGCGCACUCAGGGCCAACGGCUCACGGGGAGUGUUCUGCCAGGUCAGUGAUGCCGACCGGCAGCAGCUGAGCUUCUACAGCAAGCUGGGCUUUGUCGCCCUGCCGGUGGCCUGGGGCAGCUCUCCUGGCGCUCAGCUCCUGGGACGUCUCCUCUGACGGGGCACAGGGAGGCAGUGCCCCAGGACAGGCUGGUUCCCCAGGCCAGGCUGAACCCCCCAUCCCACACAGCAUCGGCCUGAGCAAGCGGGAGCAGAGGGGCACCUCGAGCAGGCCAGGUACCCAUGAGAGGGGACACGGAGACGAGCAGGAUGUCACUGGGAUGUGUGCAGGGCUCUGAGGUACCUGGGUAGCAGAGAGCUAUUUCUGCUGCUCACAGGAUUUGGCCACCUCUGUGCCACCCCAACUGUUCCUGUUUGCUGGGUACCCUCCACCUUUUCUGGGGAGCCAGGCUGUCUGCAGACCCUCAGGCCUGCAGGAGCCCAUGAGCAGUGUUUGGGUUUGUGGUCCUGGAGCACAGCACGGUGCCUUAGUGCUACAGGAGUGUCCCUAUCAUGCAGGCUGGGCUGUCCAGCUCUCUCCAUGGCCUGGGCAGCCGGUGCUGGGGCUGGCUCUCGGCACUUCUUGUGCCUUGCUUGUCAGUAUGGAUUGAUCUGCUAUGGGACGCGGUGAGGCAGCCUCUGUUUUUGUGCCUGGGGCCUGAGGGAAGCGCUGUCCUUGGCAAUAAAGCGUU